CCGAACAUAGCCAAACAUGCGCGUUCCUCAUCCGACAGCGACUGUCUACUGUCUGAUCAAAUUUGAACUGAGUUACUCUGACUUCCCCAAACUGUUCGACCGAUGAGACAAUCAUACAUGAAUGGCCAAGUUUGCCGAUGGAACUAAUGGCUAGUGCGCCUUUCGCCCGGUCCAGUCACUUCAUCGGGGUCUUCAUUUGCACCUCAGUGCUAAUUCUCCGCUCUAUCCCUCCAUUCACUUGUGGCGCCGUCCUGGGUCCCCGCAUUCUCUCGGGUGAUAUCACGGUCGUGUCUUCGCUUCCGCUGCUGCGCAUACAUAGCUUGCCCCAUGGACAUCCCCUUCGUGACUAUGAACGGGCAAGGGAGCGUCAGUAUAUAAGCUGUGGGCGAUUAGGAUUGCUGGUUCAGCAAGCAGUCUAGUGCGAUUAUGUCAUACCACCGCUUCCAGCCUCAAAUGCCGUGGUCGCCACCUGCGCGACAAGAUACGUGGUCCAUUAAGGGAGGUGUGUUGACUGAUGCGCUGCCGUUUGGCUUGGCCAACAACGCACACCGAGGAUCAGGGGAUGUUGAACGAAUCAAGGCCAUCAUGGAAUUAGCGGAGCGCGCGAGCUCGGGGGUUCACCAGGGGGAUCCCAGUUACCCCUCUGAUCGGAACGGUCACGGAAACAAUGACGAAGACCUACAACGUAUCGUGAAAGCCAUAGAGGAUCUCAACUCUCCAAAAAUUCCUUUCUUUUCCCGUCAUGGAGGUAGGAACGUGGAAACCACCCUUCCGGCCCUGGUUGGAUUCAUAAUGACGGCGCUCUACAACUCGAACAAUGUCGCCUCCGAGGCUUCUCCCGUGACAAGCUUAAUCGAGCUUGAAGUUGGCGAAAUGCUCUGCCAAAAGAUUGGGUUUUCAGCAGACAAGAACGUGGACAUCCACCCAUGGGCUCAUUUGACUCGUAACAACGACUCAGCUCUGAAGGAAAGCCUCGAAGUCGCUCGCAGGCUCAAGUUUAUCCCGCUGGCCCUGCGCAGCGCCAUCGACGAUGGACAGCUGGAAUUCCUCGGCGACAUGGCCAAGGUCACGCCAGCGGGUGCUGAAACCAAGCUUCUGAAGCAAUGCAGUGUCUGGGAGCUACUUAACACGCCUUCAGACGAGAUUGCCCGUAUGGUGGAUAGUCUGCAAGUGGAGUCCGGAAUCAGUGCCAAGCUCCUGCAAGACGCGAUUCGCCCGUAUUUGAUGGAGCAGACGAGGAUCUCGGAAAGAUAUAAUAUUGAUUCGGACCUGCCUCCCGGGUUCAUCGUCUCUUCCUCCCAACAGUUCCGGUGGGGCAAGUCGCAGGUGCAUUACGGUCCCGGCUACGACACUGUUCAAGUCGAUAACGCUGCACGACUCGACAUCCCCAAACUCGAUGCGCUUCUCCAAGACCGAUUAGACAAGAAACAGGCUGUCUGCGCUGUCGCUGUGACUGUGGGCACGAGGGAAGGUGCCGUUGACCCGCUCGAUCAAGUGCUCGCGCUCCGGGACAAGUACGAGCAGAUGGGGUUGAGUUUCCAAGUCUCUGUAGAUGCAUGCCGGGCUGGUUGCUUCCUUGAUGCAAUCUCCAGCUCCAACACAUCUUCGCUGAGCCAGCAUACCACUCGACAGUUGCAGGCUCUCAAACGGGCAGACUCGGUGAUACUCGAUCUAUACAGCGAUGGUGCUGCGCCUUCCCCCGCCGGGGCUGCUUGCUAUCGAAACUCGCGUGUCACCAAGAUGACGAUCGAUCCUACUGGUGUCUACGACGGCGAUACAGAACCGCAAGUUUCGUUACGCCAGACUGCGACAGUGCUGACUUCGUCUCCAGCGAUCUAUCACCGAUCUCAGCGGCGGCAGGACCUCUCGUUGACAGUCAAACAAAUGUCGAGGCACUGGUCAAUGAUCUCUGAAACCAGCAAAGACUAUGUGGUAGUCCCACUCAUUCCGCAGGUUAACGAUGGCGACUCGGCUCAGCAUGCGACCGAGAAACAGUUCGUUCACAGUCGGAUGAGUGGGCGGGCCCAUGGACAGUUCUACGCUGAUCCUGAUGCUAUGACCGCGGACAAUGUGGCUCCAGAUCUGAACGUCAUCGUCUUUGCCUCCAACUUCAUGCUUCAUGGCAAGCCGAACACGGAUAUCGAGGACGCCAACUAUUUCAACCACCGCGUUCGCGAUCUCCUGACGGUGGCCCAACAAAUCCCUUUCAGUGUCAACUCGAGUGUCAUGGGGGCCGAGUAUGAUUCUUGUGUACGCGAGUAUCGGAAGCGCCUGGGACUGGAAACAAUGUCCACUCAAGAUCUCCUGGUUUUGAGCAGCGCAAUCACCUUCCCAGUACAUGGCCCGACUGUCGACAGCAUGGAACUCGCCCGCCAUAUUUUCGAGGAAGAGGCCAGAGCUGCGAUCGAUCGGGCGACCGUCAAACCUCAGAUUCAUCGGUUCAUCAUGUUUGGGCGGGGCGACAUCUAUCUGACAAACGAGCCUCUGUUCCAUAAUGCGAACGGUCGCAUGCACCUUGUGAUGCAUGCGGAACUAUCUGAAAGAGCGAUCAAAAGCGUGCAAGUUACCAUUCCCGAUGCUUCUCUGAACGGGCUCUUCACUUGCAGAACUUUGCACGAAACGACACUCGAUGAGAUCGUGGCUUCCAAAGAGAUACAGGUCGUGUUUGAUCAAUGUGAAUCUGAGACCGUAACAUUGAGCGACCUCAAAGUCGUCAAGAUUCGCUCUCUCGAGUCCCGUUGGCGGGACGAGUCGUACAAUCAGCGGUCUACUCCGUUCUAUGCAUUUGGCAGUCCGGAGGAGAUCCACAUCGAGCAUAUGUUGCUUCACGCUCAGAACACACAGAUCUCCGCCGACCGCGUCAAACUCGAGGUCCAGCCGCCGUUGAGCGCCGAGCAACUGGCGCGUGGAGUCCGAAUUGAGCUCAUGCGGCCGGAAAUGUCGUUCCUGCCCCCCACGGAGGAGAACUCGCCGGACCGGGUGUUCAAGCGCGGCGCGUCGUUCGAUGUCGUUGUCUUCGACGAUCCCCAUGCGCCGGAUGCCCACGGACCCGGUCUGGCCGAGGGAGGAGAUGAGCUCGGCCGUGGGCGGAUCGAAUUGUCCGGCGGUGUCCGUGUCGACUGGAAAUGCCUCAAUCAGCAGGAUUUCGGUGUCGCGCCCUCGACCACCCGAAAGACUAGCCCGCCUCCUCCCAGCACUCCCUCCGAAACUUGGGGAUAUCAGCGUCAUGAUAACAUCCGUUUCGGGCAACACGGUCAUGGUGGGGGGCAUGGAUUCCGUUAUUGAGCCGAUUCCGGACGAAUGUGAGGUCCAUGAGGUGUGGCGUGUGAUCAGUAGAGCAGUCAGUUGCAUAAGCCAAUAGCUGCAAAAAGCACAGGCAACACUGGUUCUGUGAAUCGGAAGCAUGAUGGACAAAUAGUUGAUUGAUCACGUGGGCAAAGAAUAUGCGGGAUCCCAAGGUCAAUUGACACGGAAUCAACUUGAAAUCAACGUUUCUCGCUCUUACAGCUCGGCGUAGGUCCGAUUCUAGCUUGACCAAGGCCCCUCCGCGAAACCUUUUGGGCUCUCGCGGAAUGCUCCAGCGCCAUUAGUCGCGCGAUUGUUUUCUGCUGCGUGCCCAUCCGUCCACAGCUCGCUGAGCGCAUCCUCUCCAUUCAUCCUGUUGUUCUCAGUCAAACCUAUUCUCGAUGUGGCGCUCAAUCAUGUGCUGGCGGCCUAGCCUUGGUGCGAACCACUGGGAUCCCACGCGUUUAGGCCCCUCUUCCUAUUCUCAAUCGGCGCUUGCUCGGUCGUGAGGGCCAUAUUGCGGCCGCAUACUCACUGUCGCCACUCUGGAUCGCUCUCAUGGCACUGGAAUUAUGACAUGGGCACUUUCGAACGCGUCCUAUAAAUGGCUGAGAUGAGAAGGGAUCCGGUUCAGCACAGGCCAGACUGCGCAGACCACGAUGGCCUCUACCAAUAAUCAGCAACUUGAUACUAUCCAACUCGACCCCUCGAUUAUCUCAACAUGGUUUCAAGGUACUGGCCCUCCUUUCCAUUCUUCCUCCAAACCCCGCGAGGGUGACGAUGCACACCUUAGGACCAGGGGAAGCGAGUUUCGAUCUGUUCAAGUCGACCUUCCAAGCUGUUCUUGAUGCUGCGACGUGGCCGACCGGCGGCGGAGGCCUGGAUUUCGUUGAGAAGGAAGUGGAUUUCGCGUCACAGCAGAACGCGGACGCCGUGCUUUACAAGCAGAUGACGGCUGCAAUGAGUGGUGCUGGGGCGGGUUCGAUGGUGUCGCGCGUAUCACAGUAUCGGGGCUACAUGGGUAUGAAUUUUGAAACCACCAUGCCAGCCCUCGCUGCUUAUAUGGUCGCGAUGCUUUACAACCAGAAUAACGUUGCCACUGAAGCAUCUGCUGUGACCACGGUUAUCGAAUAUGAAGUCGGUGAAGACCUGAGUAAAAUGCUUGGGUUUUCUAAUGGCCAGGAUAAAUCUUGGGGCCAUCUGACUGUUGACGGUGAGAUCGCUCAGGGAGAGGUGCUCUCUACUGGAAGCAACUUCAAGAACAUUCCGCUCGCCCUGCGCAGUGCUAUCGACGAUGGAAAGCUUUCGUUCAUCGCCGACUUCCUCCAGGUCACGCCGGCAGGUCCUGCUGGCACUCAACCCAAGUUCCUCAAGGACUGCAGUGUCUGGGAGCUGCUCAACAUCCCUCACAUCGAGACGCUCAACCUCCUGGAUAGUCUCCGGCUGGAUUUUGCCGUCGAUGUCGACUUCUUGCGGGACACGCUUCGCCCGUAUGUGACUGCUGAGGAGGCGCUGUUCCAGAGACAUGGUAUCACUCAGCCGCCCCAACAUCUCAUGUCGGCCACCAAUCAUUAUUCGUGGGCCAAGGGUGCAGCCAUCCACGAUCUCGGGGCCGAAGUUUUGGACGUUGAGGUGGACCUUGACGCGCGAAUCGAUAUCCCCAAGCUCGAUGCAUUGCUCCAGGACCUGUACAAGAAGCAGCAGGCCGUGAACAGUAUCCUUGUCAGCUAUGGAACGUGGGAGGGAGCGAUCGAUCCGAUCUCCGAGGUGCUCCAGCUUCGCGACAAAUAUGCCGAGCUUGGUUUCAUCUUCUUUGUAUAUGCAGAUUCUCCUUGGGGCAGCCCGCAGCCGGCAUCCAGCGCACCGCGUAGUGCCAUGACCGCCGAGCAGUACGAGGCACUGGCACAGGUUGAUGCUGUGUCUACAGACCUCUAUCGGAGAGGAGCCGUGCCGCUUCCUGCUGGCGCUGUGUACUAUCGGGACGGGCGACUUGCCCACUGGAAACAACUCUUUGACAUCAGGCAGCCGGAAAUGAACAGUCCGGUAGCGAUGUCGGCGCAAGCAUAUUUCAAAUUCGUUGGAUCUCAAGAGGUCGGCCCGACCCUGAACAGUGUGCUUCCGUGGGCAUCAGCCAGACUGUCGGCCCAAUGGGCAGCCAUGUCAGACAACACGACGGAUUAUAUCGUGCUUCCUCUUACUCCGCUGGUUAACGAGGGCGACUCGGCGAAAGAGGCGGCUGAGAAACAGUUCAUUCGCAGUCAGAUCAUUGGGCUGACUGAUGACCAAAUUUUCUCCAAUCCGGAAGCCAUGACUGAGGCCAAUGCACUGGCGCCUGAUCUGAGCAUCAGCGUAUUCGCGUGCAACUUUAUGUUGAACGGGCAACCAAACACAGAUGUGGAGGACGCCAGCUAUCUCAGCACCCGUCUCGUCAACCAGCUUCAUUCGCAACAGAUUCCAUUCCGCGUGGACUCGAGCGUCAUGGGUCAGAGGUACGAUUCGUGUGUUGUCAACUAUCGGAAACGACUUGGAUUGGAAACAGACUCGUCUGAAGACCUGGUCGUGCUGCGUACCAUGCCCACGUUUUCGGGGCUGGGCUCGAUCGAUAGCGUCACCAGUGUCGUGCAGGGCAUUCUCGAACAGGAAGUUAAGGUGGUCCUUGAUCGGGCCACGGUGCAGCCUCAGAUCCACUGGUUCACCGUGUCUGGGCAGGACAAUAUCUACCUGACGAGCGAUCCGUUGUUCCACAAUGCGAACGGCCGCAAGCACUUGAUCAUCAGCGCGGAUAUGCUCGACACCACGGUCAAGAGCCUAUAUACCACGGCCCGGUCCAGCUCUCCCGGGCAGCUCUAUCGUUGCCGGACGCUGAAUGAGAUGACGUUGGACGAUAUCGCUACCGCCAAAGACAUACAGGUCGUGUUUGACGGAGACGCAUUCUCGAGCCACCCUUCGAUCACACUUUCCAACCUGCAGGUGAUCAAGAACCGCCCUCUGGACGCUCGCUGGCGCGACGCCCAGUUUUCCAACACUUGCAUUCCGUUCUACGUCUUUGGUACUCCGCAGGAGAUCAACAUCGAGCACAUGCUGCUUCGCGGGCGAAACGCGCAGCUCUCCGCCGACCGCGUUACACUGCAGGUCCAGCCUCCGCUUACUGCGGACCAACUGGCGCGCGGCGUACGCCUGGAGAUCGCGCGUCCCGAGACCUCGCUUCUGCCCGCCAGCGCAAACAAUCCGCCCGAGGGCAUCUUCAAGCCCGGCGCGUCGUUCAACGUCACUGUCUUCGACGACGUCAACGCUCCAGAUGCCCACGGGCCCGGCUUGGCUCUUGGCGGGACCCAGCUCGCCCAGGGGACGGCUACGCUCGCAGGGGGCGUGUAUGUUGACUGGAAGCAGAUCAACCAGCAGGAUUUCACCGCUGUGGCGGCUAGCAGUCCUCCUCCUCCGCAGCAGCAGCAGCAGCCGUCGUCUGGCUCGGCGACCGGCCAGGUCGUGGCCGGCUUGAAUAGUGCUGGCGCGACUGUGGGCUCGGCCACAGGCCAGGUUCUGUCCGGCUUGGGAGCAAUCCAGGUGCCGACUGUCCCAGCUUGGUUUCCGCAGCAUCGAAGACUUUUGGAUUUUGAUUGCUGCUCGUUCAGGCUAAUUGAGAUUAUCGUUCUUUGUAUAAUUGGAAAUCAAUAAAUGUGUUUCAAAA
This is a messenger RNA of Mycena citricolor, 6973 nucleotides long. The record is from the annotation of a GenBank genome assembly. Lineage: Eukaryota; Fungi; Basidiomycota; Agaricomycetes; Agaricales; Mycenaceae.